Messenger RNA from Indicator indicator, 3846 nucleotides. RefSeq names its product complement C3 (gene C3). The annotation marks the transcript as partial. Gene Ontology annotation, cellular component: extracellular region. NCBI's taxonomy places the organism in Eukaryota, Metazoa, Chordata, Aves, Piciformes, Indicatoridae. Gene Ontology annotation, biological process: inflammatory response; complement activation. The record is from RefSeq and is a predicted model, not a curated record. Gene Ontology annotation, molecular function: endopeptidase inhibitor activity; protein binding. The transcript has 30 exons.
UUUCCGGGGCUGGUGUCCACCCAGCGCGACGGCACAGCCAGGCUGGCACUCAACAUGCCAGCCGGCAAGGACAGUGUCACCAUCACUGUGCGGACGGAGCAGCCUGGGCUGCCUGGGGAUCGCCAGGCCGUGCGGACCAUGACCGCUGAAGCCUACCGCAGCCAGGCAGCCUCCGGCAACUUCCUGCACCUGGCGGUGGGAGCCAGCGAGGUGCAGCCUGGGGACAGCCUGGCUGUCAACUUCCACCUCAAGAGCAACUCCAACGCUGUCCGGGACGCCGUCAAACACUUCACCUACCUGGUCAUGAGCAGAGGUCGCAUCGUCAGCGUGGGCAGGCAGCGCCAUGAGCCUGGCCAGAGCUUGGUCACCAUGACCCUGCCUGUGACCUCCCAGCUCCUCCCCUCAUUCCGCAUCGUGGCCUACUACGUGGUGCUGCCUGGGGAGAUUGUGGCUGACUCCAUCUGGGUGGACGUCAAGGACACCUGCAUGGGCUCCCUGGUGGUGAAGGGAGCCACGGAAGGGGACAACCGCGUGCAUGAGCCGGGGACGCCGAUGAGGCUGCGCCUGGAGGGUGACCACCAGGCCCACGUCGGCUUGGUGGCCGUGGACAAGGGAGUCUUCGUCCUCAACAAGAAGAACAAACUCACCCAGGCCAAGGUCUGGAACACGGUGGAGAAGGGGGACCUGGGCUGCACCUCGGGCAGCGGCAGGGACAAUGUUGGAGUCUUCACCGACGCAGGCCUCAGCUUGGCCUCCAGCGUGAAGGUCACCACCCCCCAGCGAGCAGAGCUCCGCUGUCCCCAGGCUGCCAGGCGCCAGCGCCGCUCCCUGCUGCUCAUCGAGCACAGAAACAGCAAAGCGGCCGAGUACCCGGACAAGAGGCUGCGGAAGUGCUGCGAGGAUGGCAUGAAGGAGAACCCCAUGGGGCACAGCUGUGCCAGGCGCAGCCUCUACGUGCAGGAGGGGCAGGACUGCCUCAGAGCCUUCCUGGACUGCUGCAGCUUCAUCCAGGCCCUCCGAGACCAGCGCCAGAGAGACUUCCACCUCCAGCUGGCACGAAGCGAGGAGGAUGAAGUCUUCAUGGAGGAUGAAGGCAUAACCUCCAGGAGCCUCUUCCCCGAGAGUUGGCUGUGGCAGGUGGAGACUCUGACAGAGAAGCCCAACGAGCUGGGGAUCUCCAAGAAGACUCUGCCCAUCUACCUGAAGGACUCCAUCACCACGUGGGAGGUCCAGGCCGUCAGCCUCUCACCAACCAAGGGUCUUUGUGUGGCUGACCCCUACGAGAUCACAGUUCUGAAGGACUUCUUCAUCGACCUGCGCCUGCCCUACUCGGUGGUGAGGAACGAGCAGGUGGAGGUCAGAGCUGUGCUCUACAACUACCUGCAGGAGGACAUCACGGUGCGUGUGGAGCUGGUUCACAACCCAGCCCUCUGCAGUGCCUCCACCUCCAAGCAGCGCUACCAGCAGGUCCUCAAGGUGAGGGCUGAGUCCUCCAGAGCUGUUCCCUUUGUCAUUGUCCCUCUGCACCUGGGCCUCCACGAGGUGGAGGUCAAAGCUGCUGUCAAGUUCAAGUCCUUGGUGGAUGGAGUCAGGAAGAAGCUCAAAGUUGUGCCCGAGGGGAUGAGGUUGGAGAAGACAGUGACCAUCGUGGAGCUGGACCCCAAGAACAAAGGGAUCAAUGGUGUCCAGAAGGAGGUUGUGAAGGCUUCAGACCUCUCAGACAAGGUCCCAGACACCGAGUCGGAGACCAGGGUCAGCAUCCAAGGCAACCCCGUGGCCCUGCUGGUGGAGAAGGCCAUCAGUGGGGAGAAGCUGAAGCACCUGAUCGUGACACCCUCGGGGUGCGGGGAGCAGAACAUGAUCGGCAUGACCCCGACCGUCAUCGCCACUCACUACCUGGACAGCACCCUGCAGUGGGAGGCACUGGGCAUCGACCGCCGGGCAGAGGCCAUCGACCUCAUCAGGAAGGGCUACACCCAGCAGUUGGCCUUCCGGAAACGUGACAGCUCCUACGCUGCCUUCAUCGGACGUCCCUCCAGCACCUGGCUGACAGCCUACGUGGCCAAAGUCUUCUCCAUGGCCAUCAAGCUGAUCGACAUCGAGCCUGAGGUGGUCUGUGGGGCGGUCAAGUGGCUGACCCUGGAGAAGCAGAAGCCUGAUGGCAUCUUCAAAGAGGAUGCUCCUGUGAUCCACUCCGAGAUGGUGGGUGGCUACCAGGGCGCAGAGCCGGAGGUGUCCCUCACAGCCUUCGUCCUCAUCUCCCUGCUGGAGGCCAAGGAGGUCUGCAAGGACUACGUCAACAACCUGGGCACUGCCAUCGAGAAGGCUGCAGAGUACCUGAGCAGGAGGUACCAGAGCCUGGCCAGGCCUUACACGGUGGCCCUGACCUCCUGCGCCCUGGCCCUGGCUGGCAAGCUCCGCAGCGAGAAGCUCCUCAUGAAGUUCUCCAAGGGUGGGCAGAGCUGGGAGGAGCGCAAUGCUCGCACCUACAACGUGGAGGGCACCUCCUACGCCCUGCUGGCCCUGCUGCAGCUGGAGCGGUCGGAGCUGACAGGGCCUGUGGCUCGCUGGCUGGCCCAGCAGAACUACUACGGUGGUGGCUAUGGAUCUACUCAGGCCACCCUGCUGGUGUUCCAGGCGCUGGCUCAGUACCAGCUCCGCUCCCCGCACCACUCAGAGCUGCUCCUGGAUGUGUCUCUGCUGCUGCCCCGCAGAGCCUCAGCCAUCACCUACAGGAUCGAGAACCGCAACGCCCUGGUGGCACGGACGGCAGAGACCAAAUUCAAUGAGGACUUUGUUGUCCAUGCGGAGGGCAGUGGCCGUGGGACGAUGACAGUUGUGACAAUCUACAACGCCAAGGUCCCUGAGAGGGACCCCAAGUGUGACAGCUUCCAGCUGCAGGUCCGGCUGGAGGACGUCCAGGCAGGCAAGGAGCAGGAAGGUGUCUUCCGCUCGGUCAAGAUCAACAUCUGUGCCAGGCACCUGGGGCAGGUGGAUGCCACCAUGACCAUCCUGGACGUCUCCAUGCUCACAGGAUUCACUCCAGACGUGCAGGACCUCAGCAGGCUGGCCGAGGGGGUGGACAGAUACAUCUCCAAGUUCGAGAUCGAUAAGGACCAAUCAGAUCGCAGCAAUGUCCUCAUCUACCUGGACAAGCUCUCCCACCAGGCCGAGGAAUGUUUGUCCUUCCGUGCCCACCAGCACUUCCAGGUGGGGCUGAUCCAGCCUGCAUCUGUCACUGUCUACAGCUACUACAAGAUUGAUGAUCGCUGCACUAGGUUCUAUCAUCCAGACAAGGAGGGAGGGAAGCUGAGCAAGAUCUGCCAGGGGGAUGUCUGCCGCUGCGCUGAAGAGAACUGCUUCCAGAGGCACAAGCAGGAGCUCUCCAUCGGCGUCAACGAGAGGCUGCAGAGAGCCUGCGAGCCAGGGGUGGACUAUGUGUACAAGGUGAAGGUGGUGGCCGUGGAGCAGACUCCAUCCCAUGACAACUACCUCAUGAACAUCCUGAGUGUCAUCAAGAUGGGCACCGACGAGAACCCAGGAGGCAGCAACAGAACCUUCGUGAGCCACAAGCAGUGCCGAGAGGCUCUGAGCCUGCGGCCGGGGCAGGACUACCUCCUGUGGGGACUCGGCAGCGACCUCUGGGCCACUGGCAACAGCUUCUCCUACCUCAUUGGGAAGGACACCUGGCUGGAGGCUUGGCCCUCGGAGGUGUCCUGCCAGGACCCUGAGUUGCAGGACCUGUGCCAGGAGUUCCUUGAGUUCGAUGAGCAGAUGAAGCUCUUUGGAUGCCAGUCCUGAGCCCUGCCUGGCACCUCCUGGGCCCCUCUGGCACCUCCUGGGCCC